UCAGGGUAAAGACUGAUUUUGCAUCGGAGGUUUUAUUGUACAACUUUCUAAAGCAGCAAAUUCUACGCAUGACCUACCCAGAGUUCAAGGUGCUCCUAGAUACCGUCCAUCAGGUGCCCCUCACUCAGAUUGACGAGAGUCUGCUCCCCCUGCUCAGUAAUGGUAUCUCCUGGUACGAGGGCCUGCUUCGGUUCCUCAGGGCCAAGUUCAGCAUGAUGACUAGAUUCUUCACCAGCGAGGAUGGACUAGUCACCCACCUGGCCUUAGUCAACCCCAACCACACUGACAUGAUGGUCCUACUGACGGUGGAUAAACAAGCAAACAUGUCGGAACUUGUGGCAUUGUAUCGCGAGGAUCCUCAAGAGCUCGGCGAGGCCUCCGUGUCUGGAGGUCAGCAGGCGAUGGCCACACAGCGGCAGGUGGAAAUCGUGGUCAACGCCGUGGCCUACUACAUGUGGACAACCAUAACAUGAGCACGGACCACAGGGGUCCAAUUCGACAGGUGGAAAUCGUGGUUAUCGCCUCGGCCUAUUACAUGUGGACAACCAUAACAUGAGCACAGACCA
Messenger RNA from Patiria miniata (bat star), 566 nucleotides. RefSeq lists its product as uncharacterized. The transcript is spliced from 4 exons. The record is from RefSeq and is a predicted model, not a curated record. The coding region runs from base 69 to 473 and encodes 134 amino acids. NCBI's taxonomy places the organism in Eukaryota, Metazoa, Echinodermata, Asteroidea, Valvatida, Asterinidae. Gene Ontology annotation, cellular component: peroxisome.